Symbiodinium necroappetens is the source of this 555-nucleotide messenger RNA. NCBI's taxonomy places the organism in Eukaryota, Dinophyceae, Suessiales, Symbiodiniaceae. The record is from the annotation of a GenBank genome assembly.
AUGCGGAGCAGGCAUGCGGAGCUCGAGGUGGAGCGCGAGGCUGCCCUCAAAGCGCAAGCAGCGGCGGAGCAACUUCAGCAAGAAGUUCAGCGACUUCAAGCAGAAGCUGCGGAGGCACAGUCAAAAUUGGCCGACAGCGAGGCGCAACGUGCAACUGCCGCCCAAGAUGCCGCUGGCUCUGCGGAGCUGCAGGAGGAGGUGAACCGUUUGAAGUCCGAGAUCGCCCAGGUGCCAGAAUUGCAAGCAGCCGCCGAGAAGCUGCAGCUGGAAGUCGAGAGACUCACGGCUGAAGCAGUGGAGGUGCCAGCAUUGAAGGUGCAGAUCGCCGAGGCGGAGGCACAGCGGGCAGCUGCCUUGCAAGAUGCUGCGGGCAUGGCCGAGCUUCAGCAGCAGUUGGAACGGCUUCGGUCCGAAGCUUCGGAGGCCGACGGACGGGAAUCUGACGGGAGAGCGUGCCCCCUUUGGUCAGCAGGCGCCCAUGUCAUGUUCACGGCAUCCGCUGCUCCGCUGGGCAGGUGCCCCAUCGGCGGUCCAGGCUUGCGCAGCUCGAGGUAG